UGAAUAUAGAGUUUCUUUGGUUUUUAGGCACGAGGACGAUCUAGCCUUGCUUAAGCUAAUGCUGCCGCUUGACUUCGAAGGCCAAAAACCGAUCUGCAUCGUAAGUGAAACGUAUCAAAAGCAGGUCGAAAGAAUCCAAACAUUCGCUAUAUUUGAUAAUGUGAAAUCAAAAGAAUUUAGUGCUAAACCUUGGAAUUCCCAAAUGUGCUCGACUUAUGUUGGAACGGAAUUAGAUCAAAAUCAACUUUGUGUGGAAAAUCCACCCGGAAUGAGUCAGACAAACGAGAUCUCGGGCGACAUAUUGGUAAACAAGAUUAUGGUUUCUGCAAAGCAAUACAUCGUUUUGCUAGGGGUUAUCAGCUUCUCAACUGAGGACAUCCAGAUUCUCACAAAUGUUAUGACACAUACUAAGUGGAUCGCGAGUAAAAUUAAUUUAAAUUAAUAAAACAACCAAUGUGUCUUUUUUCUUAGUUAAUAAACAGUAACAA
This is a messenger RNA of Drosophila rhopaloa, 488 nucleotides long. RefSeq lists its product as uncharacterized. The record is from RefSeq and is a predicted model, not a curated record. The transcript has 2 exons. Lineage: Eukaryota; Metazoa; Arthropoda; Insecta; Diptera; Drosophilidae. Bases 59 to 442 code for a protein of 127 amino acids.